ACACACAUACGUGUCUCCCGCCAUCUCUCUAUCUUUCACUCAUACUCUCCCUCAUCCAAAGAGCGACAAAACUGAUUGAGUGAGUGGGAGGGUAAGAGAGAAAGAGAAAGAGAGAGAGAGAGAGAGAGCGAAUGUCAGCUUCUCUCUUCUCAUCUCAUCUUAGGUGAAAUAGUAGCAAUAAUAGUAUUUCUACUAAGACAGUAAUAAGUAAUAAUAAUCAUAACAACAACAGCAGCAACAGUAAAAAUAAUAAUAAUAAUAGUACUACUACUAUUACAACUAAUAGUAGUAGCAACAGCAACAGUAGUAGUAGUAGUAGUAAUAGUAGUUGUUGCAGCCGCAGCAAUCGCCACCGCCUUACCACCACCACCUCGACAACUACCACCACCACUACUACCACUACUGCUAACUAAGUAAAGCUCGAAACCCUCUAGCAGUACGCACAGCCAGUAAGUUGUAGUCUGGCGAAAUCCGGGGGGCCUUUAGGACCUCCACUGGUCUAUUGCGAUACUAAAUGGAACUGGAAAAUAUUGUUGCGAAUACGGUCUAUAUAAAGGCACGAGAAGGUGGUGGCGGCAAGAGAAAAGGCAAAAGUCGAAAAUGGAAGGAGAUUUUACAAUUUCCUCACAUAUUACAGUGUUUGGAUAUAAAAAAUAAAAUUUCCCUGACAUACAAGUAUAUCGUUGAACAACAGCCUGUUGGUCGAGAACUGUUCCGCCAAUUCUGCCAAAACAGAUCGGAGAGCAAAUUUAUAGAAUUCUUAGAUGCUGUGGAAGAAUAUGAAAUCAGUCCCGAUGAAAAACGGCCUUCCAUUGCCCAGAUGGUGUUUGAUAAAUACCUUAGCUCAGAGUCUGCGAUCUGUCUAACUCAGGCCAAUGGGACUCAAACACAAGCAAUCCAAGAAGCUAUUUCUGGAAAUAAUUCUAAUAAAGAACUAUUUGAGCCAUGUGCUGAAAUAGCCAGAGAUUAUUUAAGCAAGCAAACAUUUUCAGAAUUCUUAGAAUCAAUGUAUUUUAAACGUUAUUUACAAUGGAAAUGGUUAGAGAGCCAACCAGUCACCAAAAACACAUUUCGGAUGUACAGGGUGCUGGGGAAGGGAGGUUUUGGGGAAGUGUGUGCAUGCCAGGUGCGGGCCACUGGCAAAAUGUACGCUUGUAAAAAGCUGGAAAAGAAACGGGUGAAGAAGCGCAAAGGGGAGGCCAUGGCGUUGAAUGAGAAACAGAUUUUACAGAAGAUCAAUUCUCGGUUUGUGGUGAACUUAGCAUAUGCAUUUGAAACAAAGGAUGCACUUUGUUUGGUACUGACGCUGAUGAAUGGCGGUGAUCUCAAGUUCCAUAUCCACAAUAUGGGACAUCCAGGUUUUGAAGAGGAACGGGCUGUUUUUUAUGCUGCUGAGAUCAGUUGUGGUUUAGAAGACCUGCAUUCAGAGAAUAUAGUGUACAGAGAUCUGAAACCAGAGAACAUUUUACUGGAUGAUUUUGGACAUGUUCGGAUAUCUGAUCUUGGGCUAGCUGUGGAAAUAACACCUGGGCAAGGUAUCCGAGGACGAGUCGGCACAGUUGGCUACAUGGCCCCAGAAGUUGUAAAAAAUGAAAAAUACUGUUUCAGCCCCGAUUGGUGGGGUCUUGGCUGCAUCAUAUAUGAAAUGAUUGAAGGAAAGUCACCCUUUCGAGCUCGCAAAGAAAAGAUCAAGCGUGAAGAAGUUGAUCGACGUGUGAAGGAAGAUCAAGAAACGUAUUCGUCCAAGUUUAGUGAAGAAUGUCGUUCAGUGUGUAUGCAGCUAUUAGAUAAAGAUCCAAAUAAACGUCUCGGAAGUUCUGAAGCAGGUUAUAAAGAAGUCAAAGCUCACAAAUUUUUCAAAAAUAUCAACUUUAAACGAUUAAUGGCUGGAUUAUAUCGAUCACCGUUUGUCCCAGAUCCACGAGCGGUUUACUGUAAAGAUGUUUUGGACAUAGAACAAUUCUCCACUGUAAAGGGUGUUAACCUCGAUCCAAGUGACGAUACAUUCUAUAGCAAAUUCAACACAGGCAGCGUUUCAAUACCCUGGCAAAAUGAAAUGAUUGAGACAGAAUGUUUUAAAGAAUUGAAUGUGUUCGGUGAAAACUUUACCCCUUCACCAGACCUACUGGAGGACCAGCCGCCUCCGCCUCCCAGACCUGGCUUACUAGAUCGAAUCUUGCGUCGUAGGCGGUUCUCAUGUUGGAUUUGGUAAAAUGCAUGGUUCUUUUUUAAAAAAAAAAUAAUACCAUGCUUUCAUUGUUUCUCUUGCUCUCUAAAUGUGUUUCUGCUGCUUUCAAUAUUUGCAUUUUUUUUGUCUUUUUUUUUUUUAAUGAGUUUAUCGCAGUAUCUCAAGUCAAAUUAAAUGGUUUUGCUGUCAGCCAUUUGUCAUAUAUAUACUUUCACUCAUAUUCUUCAACACACUGUAAACCUGUUUGUCUCCAAGUUCUUUGCUAGCGUGUCCUUUGACUGCUGCUUGAGAGGGGAAGCGAAGUAAUAAAUAUGAAAAACAAAAAAACUUUUCUGCUGAUAUGUAGCAUAUUGAGAUUGCUUAUAAUUUUAUAUAUAUAUAUAAAAAAAAACCUAAAGUAGAUGAGAUUGCGUUAUAAUUUUAUAACAGAAAUCUAAAGUAGAUAUAGAGUAAAAAUUCUUGAACGAAGGAUUUAGUAAUUGAAUUUGUCAUAAUGUUAAAUAUAAUUAUGCUCCCUUUUUAUAUAUAUAUAUAUAAUAUAUAAGCUACUAUUAAUUCCAUUUUGUUAUUAUAGUAACAUGUAACUUCAAAUAUUAUAUACCUCCACCAAUCAGUUUCGGCCACGACCAUUUCAAUUCACUGACUCUCUAUAGAUACUUCUUUCGAUUUGGCCUCACAAUCUUGUAUUCUCAUCUCUAAGAUUUAUUAUUCCUAAAACUUACCAGUCAUAGACAUCAGAAGAAGACAAUAGUAGCAACAAUUCUUUACAUCAGUUAUUCCAUUUCUAACAUAAUUUUUCAUUAAAUGGUUUUGUCAUCGUGAGUUUGAUUAACAGUACUGAAGAAGAAAAAAAUGUUUUGCUUUUUUUUCAAAGAACUAGCCAACAUACUUUGUCUGAUGUUCCUAGAUGGAUGAUGUUUCUCAUUCCUUUGACUUACCUAUAAAAAAAAAUGACUCAAAUGUUGGAAACUGUACAAAUAGAUUUGAAUAACCAUUUUACAGAGAGGAAAGGAAGGUCACAUAGUACUUUCCUCUGCACUUGGUCCAACCUUUCACUGUUGCGCUAGAUAGUUUCUAUAAUAAACAUGCUCCAAAAAGAAAAGAAAAAAAAAAA
Molecule: messenger RNA, 3302 nt
Organism: Octopus sinensis (East Asian common octopus)
Lineage: Eukaryota; Metazoa; Mollusca; Cephalopoda; Octopoda; Octopodidae
Product: G protein-coupled receptor kinase 5
Exons: 16
Coding region: 515-2212 (565 amino acids)
Biological process (GO): signal transduction; regulation of signal transduction; protein phosphorylation
Cellular component (GO): cytoplasm
Molecular function (GO): ATP binding; G protein-coupled receptor kinase activity
Source: RefSeq, a predicted model, not a curated record